UUUUUACUUUCAGUUUGUUAAAAGCAACUAAUUUUCGAGGAUUACUUUAAAAUGGAAACCGGAAUGAAAGGAAAUUAUACUUACGUUGGUUUAGACAUCGACACAACGGGUCGUCGUUUAAUUGAUGAGAUUGUUAACAUUGCCGCUUACACGCCAGAUGCACAAUUUUCACAACACAUCAUGCCUUUAAUGAAUUUGAAUCCUGGGGCACGUCAACGUCAUCAGAUUCGUGUAAUUAACGUCGGAUGCUUCCGUAUGCUGAAAUCUUUACAAACCUACAAGGUAAUAAAAACAAAAACUGAAAUCGCAGCACUCCUAGAUUUCCUGGAUUGGCUGGACACCAUCAAUACCAAAGAUGGAAUCAUCUUCGUGUAUCACGAUCAGGCGAAAUUUACGCCUUACAUGGUUAUUGAAGCCAUGCGCAAAUAUCGUCUCAUGGAACGAUUUGAGAAGAUUGUCAAGUCAUUUGUUAAUGGCUACGAUUUAGCAAGUGAGAAGCAUGGUGGACUUGGGAUUCGUUAUCUGAACUUAUGUCAGAAUGUUAAAGUUCAACGAGAACGCUUGGGAAUGGAGGCAGUUGAAUUGAAUGAGUUCGAAGGUGAUGCAACUGUUCGCGCCAAACUUAGUUAUGAUAUCUGCAUGCUCAUGGCACAUGGCGGUGAAAAGAAGGAAGUCGAACCUGAAAAAUUCAACGAGAUUGCAAACGAAUUCAUUCGUGAAAAGGCUUGCGACAUUCAACACGAAUUGGAAGAGAUUGCAGAACAAGAAGAAUGCAUCAAACGUCAGUCAUCAUUGCGAGAAGUUUUCCGAUCAUAUUUCCAGACAUCUCGCUUCCAUCGUCGCCGUGCUGUUACAUUCCGUCGCGUUCUUGCUGAAGGCAAAUAUGACAUGGAAAGCCUUCAAAAAAUGUGGACCGAUGGGAAACGUGACGCAAUUGUUGAAGCUGUCAAAAAGUUGGAGACAUUAAAAGAGGAUGAAUUUGAUGAAUUAGUUGAUAUCCUCGAUUCUCAUUUCGAUCCUGAGAAGAAAGCUAUUAAACCAAUUGUUCAACGCCGUGACAGCACCAGCGGUGGUGGUGGAGGUAAUGGACGUCCACGUCGUCGUCGCAACAAGCGUGGACGAAGCGUUAACAAAGAAAAUCAAGGCCAACGUAGCAAUUCACGUCGAAAGCGUUCAACUGAUAAGAGAUUGAACAACAACAACAACAACAACAACAAUAAUAAUAAUAACAACAACAAUGUCACCAAUCUUAACAGCUAUGCUGAUCCCAAAACUGGUGCCAUUCGUAAGGAUCAUCAACAGCUUGAUGCUAAUCAGAAUGCAAUUCUUACAGAAUUUUUCGAAGAUGAUGGACAAAUUAUGACGCCACUCGUUGUCGCAUGCAGUUAUGGACGCGAGAAAGUUGUUCAAAUGUUGCUAGCAAAUUAUAAAAUUGAUUUAGAAAAGCGUUGUACGGUGAAGACUGACGGACACAUCGUGCAUGGUGCGAGUGCUUUAUGGGUCGCUGCUAGUUCAGGUCACUUAAACGUUAUCAAACUAUUAGUAAAGCAUGGAGCUAAUGUGAAUCAUAAAACCGACACCGAUUCGUCUCCACUUCGUGCUGCUUGUUUCGAUGGGCGUCUGGAUAUUGUUCAAUAUCUUGUCAAUCAUAAUGCUGAUAUAAAUUUACGAAAUAUUUAUAACAACACAUGUUUGAUGAUCUCAUCGUAUAAAGGAUACACAGAUGUUGUUGAAUAUUUACUUCAAAACGGUGCAAACCCAAACGAUCAAGCGAACUGUAAAGCGACUGCACUUCAUUAUGCAAGUGAAUGCGGACAUUUGGAGAUUUGUGAAAUGCUUUUAGAUUACGGUGGUGACAUCGGUAUGUUGAAUGAAUAUGGAAUGUCACCAGUGAUAACAGCAGCUGAGAGAACAAAAGAGGAAGUCGUUGAGAUGUUUUGCAAUCGAAAGAAUUUAUUGACGAAAGAAGAGAAAAUUGAUGCUCAUGAGUUGAUUGGUGCAUCGUUUGCUAACGAUAAGGAGAAUUACAGUCUACAAAAAGCUUUUCAUUAUCUUCUUCUUGCCAUGCAAUUGCGUUACGAUGAUCUUGAUGAUAUUGUGAAGAAAGUACUCAAACCACCAGUUCCAGCUUAUGAGAAUUGGAUUGAAUGCAUGUCACUUCAAGAUCUCGUCGCUAUUCAAUAUAAUCACAAUUCACUUCACAUGGAAGCUUUAACAAUUCGUGAAAGAAUUCUCGGCGUUCAUUGCCCGGAAGUUGUUCAUCCUGUAGUGUUUCGUGGAGCUGUUUGUGCUGACAAUGGUCGUUUUGAUCGAUGUGAAGCUUUGUGGCUUCAUGCAUUGAAUCUUCGUCAGGGAAAUAAUAUUGCCGUUCAAAGAGAUUUACUUCGUUUCGCUCAACUUUUUAGUCAAAUGAUUUACAUUGAGACUGUGACGUUACGUGUUGGUAACGUACUUCAAGUGCUUCAAUCAACAAUUCUCGAAUUGGAGAGAAAUAUGGAGAAAUUAGUGAAUCCGGGACCAAAAGAUGAUCCUGAAGUUAUUGUUGAAGAAUACGAGACAAAUAUUUUCACAGCACUUUAUUUGCUGACAAUCAUGACGAAAUUGAUGAAAAGUCGUUAUACAAAUAUCACAAGUGAUCAUCUUAAAGAUCUUUACCGAAUGGUUUAUCAACUUAAUCGAAUGGAUGUUAAAUUGAGAGACGGACAACGUUUAAUUCAUUUGGCAGUGAAUGGAAUAUCGCCAGUUGAUGACUUUCACACCAGUGAUGUGUGUAAGUUUCCUUGCCUCGACACUGUCAAAUUGCUUCUUCAUUGCGGAGCGGGCGUUGAUUGCUUUGACUGCGAACGCAACACACCACUUCAUACACUAUCAUGUACUUUCCAAGUUUAUCGACCAGCUUCAACUGAGUUGAUGUCGAAAGUAGAGGAAAUAACUAAACUCUUCAUAGAUGCUGGUAUUCAUCUUGACAGUGUUAAUAGCGAUGGUCAAACUGCCGCUAGAAAUUGUAACUCAACUCACCUGCAAGCUUUCAUCAAACGAUACGAGAUUAACUCAACAACACUUAAGUGUCUCGCAUCACGAAUCAUCGCUCAACAUCGACUCGAGUAUCGCAACAAUGUUCCAGCUAAUCUCGAGAAAUUUAUUCAGCUUCAUUCAACUGAUAAGCUUUAAUAACUUUAAUUUUUUGACUGAAGCUGCUGUUGUUAGUAAACGAAAACUUUGAGACUGGAACAAUGCGUUCAUGGAACUUUUCAUCAUC
This is a messenger RNA of Clunio marinus, 3259 nucleotides long. The record is from the annotation of a GenBank genome assembly. Lineage: Eukaryota; Metazoa; Arthropoda; Insecta; Diptera; Chironomidae.